Chionomys nivalis (European snow vole) is the source of this 3388-nucleotide messenger RNA. It is a transcript of the gene Gtf2ird1, whose product is annotated as GTF2I repeat domain containing 1. Gene Ontology annotation, cellular component: nucleus. The coding region runs from base 259 to 3240 and encodes 993 amino acids. Gene Ontology annotation, molecular function: DNA-binding transcription factor activity. Lineage: Eukaryota; Metazoa; Chordata; Mammalia; Rodentia; Cricetidae. Gene Ontology annotation, biological process: transcription by RNA polymerase II. The transcript has 28 exons. The record is from RefSeq and is a predicted model, not a curated record.
GAGCCCGGGCUCGGCUUCGCGCUCGCUCCGCGCCCCGCCCUCCGCCGCAGCCCGCGCCGGGGGUGGGGGCCCGCGCAGCCCCCGGCCGGCCGCCCGCACCGCGUCCGCCCUCCUUCCCUCCCUCCCUCCACUGAUCCUGUCCCCCCCCCCAUUCCCGGAUUAUUAACUCGGCAGCCAGUGGCGACUGGAUCCAGCGAGUCCUGGCCGCCGGGCCGGGGCCGGGGCGCCCGGAGCGCUUGGGGAUCCUGCAAGGUGACCAUGGCCUUGCUGGGGAAGCACUGUGACAUCCCCACCAACGGCUGCGGGUCUGAGCGCUGGAACUCCAACUUCGCCCGCAAGGACGAGCUCAUCAACAGCCUGGUGUCCGCCUUAGACUCUAUGUGCUCGGCGCUCUCCAAGCUGAACACUGAGGUGGCCUGUGUGGCGGUACACAAUGAGAGCGUCUUCGUGGUGGGCACCGAGAAGGGAAGGAUGUUUUUGAACACGCGGAAGGAGCUGCAGUCAGACUUCCUCAGGUUCUGCCGGGGACCCCUAUGGAAAGAUCCAGAAGCAGGACACCCUAAAAAGGUGCAGCGCUGCGAGGGUGGUGGCCGGAGCAUCCCGCGGUCCUCGCUGGAGCAGUGCUCGGAUGUGUACCUGCUGCAGAAGAUGGUAGAGGAAGUGUUUGAUGUUCUUUAUAGUGAGGCUAUGGGCAGGGCCAGCGUGGUACCUUUGCCCUAUGAGAGGCUGCUUAGGGAGCCGGGGCUUCUGGCCGUGCAGGGACUGCCCGAGGGCCUGGCCUUCCGGAGGCCAGCCGAGUAUGACCCCAAGGCGCUCAUGGCCAUUUUGGAGCACAGCCACCGAAUACGGUUUAAGCUCAGGAGGCCUCCUGAUGAUGGUGGACAGGACUCCAAGGCACUGGUGGAGAUGAAUGGUGUCACCCUGCUACCCAAGGGGUCCCGAGACUGCAGUCUGCACGGCCAAGCCUCCAAGGUCACUCCCCAGGACCUGCCCCCCACCGCCACCCCAUCCUCCGUGACCAACUUCCUGUACAGCACUUCAGUGCCCAACCACACCAUCCGGGAACUCAAGCAGGAGGCACCCACCUGCCCAUUGACCCCCAGCGACUUGACCUUGGGCUGGCCUGUACCUGAGUCCCAGGUCCCUAGUGCCCAAGAUUUCUCCGACUGCUGUGGACAGAAGCCCGCAGGACCUGCUGGGCCUCUCAUCCAGAAUGUCCAUGCUUCCAAGCGGAUCCUCUUCUCCAUUGUCCAUGACAAGUCAGAGAAGUGGGACGCCUUCAUCAAGGAGAUGGAGGACAUCAACACCCUGCGGGAGUGCGUGCAGAUCCUGUUUAACAGCAGAUACGCGGAAGCCCUGGGCCUGGACCACAUGGUCCCUGUCCCCUAUAGGAAGAUUGCCUGUGACCCCGAGGCUGUGGAAAUUGUGGGCAUCCCGGACAAGAUCCCCUUCAAGCGGCCCUGUACUUACGGGGUGCCCAAGCUAAAGCGGAUUCUGGAGGAGCGGCACAGCAUUCACUUCAUCAUCAAGAGGAUGUUUGAUGAGCGCAUUUUCACAGGGAACAAGUUUACCAAAGACCCCGUGAAGCUGGAGCCAGCCAGCCCACCAGAAGACACUUCUACAGAGGUCUGUAGGGACACUAUGCUGGACCUGGCUGGGACUGCUUGGUCAGACAAGAGCAGUGUCUCUGAAGACUGUGGGCCAGGAACCUCAGGAGAGCUAGGAAUUUUGAGGCCCAUCAAAAUUGAGCCUGAGGAGCUGGACAUCAUUCAGGUUACUGUUCCAGACCCUUCACCAACUUCUGAGGAGAUGGCCGACUCACUACCUGGGCAUCUGCCCUCGGAGGAUUCCGGUUAUGGGAUGGAAAUACCGGCUGAUAACCUAAAGGUGUGCUCUGUUUCAAGCCUAAGACCUCACACGUCCCAGGCAAGCACUCUCGAACUGAGCUGCGUCCCCAGCCCUACGUACAAAGGUCCCAGUGAGGAGCCAUGGCCAGAAGAGAGGCCGGCAGAAGAAAGUCCUGGUGAUGUGAUCCGGCCCUUGCGGAAGCAGGUGGAGAUGCUGUUCAACACUAAAUAUGCCAAAGCCAUCGGUACCUCGGAGCCAGUCAAGGUACCCUACUCCAAGUUCCUGAUGCACCCCAAGGAGCUGUUUGUGCUGGGUCUGCCUGAAGGCAUCUCUCUUCGCAGACCCAACUGCUUUGGAAUUGCCAAGCUUCGGAAGAUUCUGGAAGCCAGCAACAGCAUUCAGUUUGUCAUCAAGAGACCCGAACUGCUUACUGAUGGUGUCAAAGAGCCUGUAACCGAGACUCAAGAGAGGGACUCCUGGGACCGUCUUGUGGACGAGACCCCGAAGAGACAGGGCCUUCAAGAAAAUUACGACACCAGACUCUCGCGGAUCGACAUCGCCAACACGCUUAGGGAACAAGUCCAAGACCUGUUUAACAAGAAAUAUGGUGAAGCUUUGGGCAUCAAAUACCCGGUGCAGGUACCCUACAAACGAAUCAAAAGCAAUCCAGGCUCGGUAAUCAUCGAAGGCCUGCCUCCUGGGAUCCCAUUCCGCAAGCCCUGCACCUUUGGCUCCCAGAACCUGGAAAGGAUCCUCGCUGUGGCUGACAAGAUCAAGUUCACAGUCACCAGGCCAUUCCAAGGACUCAUCCCAAAGCCUGAUGAGGAUGACGCCAACAGACUCGGGGAGAAGGUGAUCCUCCGAGAGCAAGUGAAGGAGCUCUUCAAUGAGAAAUACGGUGAGGCCCUGGGACUGAAUCGGCCUGUGUUGGUCCCUUACAAACUGAUCCGGGACAGCCCAGACGCUGUGGAGGUGAAAGGCCUCCCAGAUGACAUCCCCUUCCGAAACCCCAACACCUAUGACAUCCAUCGACUGGAGAAGAUCCUGAAGGCCAGGGAGCAUGUGCGGAUGGUUAUCAUCAACCAGCUUCAACCUUUUGCCGAAGUCUGCAAUGAUGCCAAGGUGCCAGGGAGUUCAGGAGGCCGACGCAGAACGGCCCCCAGCAUCCGGUCUCAGCAACUGUUUCUCCCAUCAGCCAAAGACAUUCCCAAGCGCAAGAGGAAGCGGGUCUCGGAAGGCAACUCGGUCUCCUCCUCUUCCUCUUCUUCAUCCUCGUCCUCUAACCCAGAGUCUGUGGCAUCCACCAACCAGAUCUCCCUUGUGCAGUGGCCAGUGUACAUGGUGGACUAUUCCGGACUAAACGUGCAGCUUCCAGAUCCCCUCGACUAUUAGACCUCAGAGCCGAAUCAGGACCUCAACUCAGAAAGACUAAAGGAAAUGUAAUUUAUGUACAAAGUAUAUUCGGAUAUGUAUCGAUGCCUUUUAGUUUUUCCAAUGAUUUUUACACUAUAUUCCUGCCGCCAAGGCCUUUUUAAAUAAG